Mesorhabditis spiculigera is the source of this 438-nucleotide messenger RNA. The record is from the annotation of a GenBank genome assembly. Lineage: Eukaryota; Metazoa; Nematoda; Chromadorea; Rhabditida; Rhabditidae.
AUGGAUGAGACGUUUGAACUGAAAUCGAUUGACACAGAUCUCCCCUCCGACCGCACCAUGUCGCAAGGAUAUGUGAAUGGCAAAAAUAAAUCUGGUGGUCACAUCACCUACAGCAACGUUAUGGAAAAAGUAGACGCGGCGAGAGCCGGCACCUCAUACGCGGGCAAUGGGGAUGAAAGGAUUCAAAUGCUCAAUCCGCCACGCAAUAAUUUACCUCCAGAAAGUCCCACAAUCAUCGUAAGUCCGCCAGAAGAGGAGAUGGAAAAUGGAAAACUACCAAUCUAUGAUCCACAUUUAAACCCACAACUCGAGGGCAACCACCCAGCCGUACACUAUCGAAAGCAGAAAUCGCUUUGUCGUUGCAUUCUGUGCAUCCUUGGCCUCGGUGCCACAUUUUUCGUAAUUGUUGUAUUCAUUGCGCUUAUGGUCAAAUAUCUU